AGCAAAGCAAAUAGGAUCGAGCUUGAUGAAGUGUUUGUUUAUAUUAUUGCUUGGUUUUGCCAACAUCAACCCACUCUGGUAUGACUUUAGCAUUUAUGUCGCCAGCUUCUGUAUCUCAUCCUUCCGCUUCGAUUCAUCAUAAUUGAGGUGAAUAGCCCCUGUAUUUCUCAAGGGAGCUACUCGCCGCUAUUCGGUUCUGAAACCAAAACACUAUCGAUAACAAACCUGACGUCGCAGGACCGUCAGUUGCAUACCAUACCAUUACCAGCAACUCACUUUACACAAACAACACUCUGAACCGUGAUAGGUUCUUGUGUCGCUGUGAUAACUUUGUAUUCUUCUUCAACAAUCGCAUUAUAACCUCGAACCAUGUCGUUCCUGUUUGGAAGAGCCCGCACACGCACAGUUGCCGAUCUCCCCAAGCAGGCCCGCGAGCAUGUCUUGAAGCUCGAGGGGCCACAGGGCCCUUCCAAGGUAGCAAUCAUAUCACCUUACCUCGAUUCAAGGCCAAACACUGACUCUAAAAGGCCGAAGAGCUUGCCCGAGUCUUGAGCCAGAUGAAGACUAUCCUGCAGGGAACUCCCGAGGCCGAUACCUCUCCAGAACAGAUCUUACAGCUUGUGACUGGUCUCAUCGACGAAGAUCUCCUCCAUCUCCUCGCCGUCAACCUCUUCCGUCUUCCAUUCGAGUCGCGUAAAGAUACCCAAGUCAUAUUCUCCUACGUCUUCCGCUUCCGCCCCGCCACCGCCGCCCCCAAAAGCGACCCUCUCGCACUAUCAUACGUUGUCUGCAAUCGACCCCAGGUCCUAGUUGAGCUAUGUCGAGGAUAUGAUCACAAGGAGAGCGCUACGCCAGCAGGUUCAGUUCUACGAGAGCUACUCAAGAACGAGGCCGCCGCCGCAAUCAUUCUAUACGACGACGGAGAUGAGCCAGGUUCGAGUUCCAAGGGUCUAAAUGCCAUUGACCGUGACCGACCCCAAAGUGGGAGAGGCGUGUUCUGGAGAUUCUUCGAUUGGGUUGAUAAGAGCUCCUUCGAGGUGGCAGCAGAUGCUUUCACCACUUUUCGAGAACUCCUGACACGCCACAAGGAUCUUGUACCAAGAUACUUGAACGCAAACUUUGAACUCUUCUUCGACAAGUACAACAACAUCUUGGUGCAAUCCAACAGUUACGUGACCAAGCGUCAGUCCAUAAAGCUUCUCGGUGAGAUCUUGCUUGAUCGCUCCAACUAUAACGUCAUGACUGCCUAUGUUGAUCGCGGGGAGCAUCUCAAGAUAUGCAUGAACCUGCUACGCGAUGAUAGGAAAAUGGUUCAGUACGAGGGCUUCCACGUAUUCAAGGUCUUUGUUGCAAACCCGCACAAAUCAAUUGCCGUCCAGAAGAUUCUCCUCAUGAAUCGCGAUAAGCUUCUCACUUUCCUCUCCCACUUCCUUGAGGAUCGGACAGAUGACGAACAGUUCAUCGAUGAGAGAGAAUUUUUGAUCAAGCAAAUCCGCGGCAUGCCCUCAGUUCCCGUUGCUCCUCAGCGGUAAACGUAUACAUGCCGCAUUGCCUACUUACUCUGGACAAAUAUGUUCUCACUAUACCAUUUUGCACUCAUGCGGCGUUUUCACUGCUUUUCUUCCACCCGACAGCGAUUCAUGAGGCCAAGGAGCAUAGUUCUCUAUUCAUCACGAUGGCAUAGCAUGAUAUGCAGUUUUGUCUUAUUUUAUCCCUACAGUACUUGUGUUGAAUGCCCCUGGCGGUAGCAUUGAUUGCAACCAGGCUAUGCAUGUCGUUUCGCCGAUCUUGGUUCAUGAUAUUAUUAUACAAAAAGACGCUCCCAACGCCCCCUCGUUCCCCGUAUGUGGCCAAUUAAACAUGACACAAACUCUAUAACUCCAAUUGGUUUGUCAACAAGUGCCGUCCUGGCGUGUUGACAGUUUUCAGAUGGAUGCUCAUCGUUGCUGCUUUGAGAGCAAGACGUUGACGCUCUCUCGCGCAUUUUGGGUAGUCCAGACGCUAUCUUUUCCACCACGGCGCCACUCGUCACCCGAUGCAUGCUCUCCACCUCCUCUGGGCGCUUCUCCCAUAAUGACCUCGAGGUCUCUCUUCUGAGAACUCAGCCAGUUCUUGAUGAAGUUGGUAGGAUCCUUGCCAAGAGACUGGAAGAAGGAAUGCUUGGCCUUCGACACGGCGAUCGCCUGAACCACCUUGGCGAGCUGGUCGUCAAGCCCUGUCACGUCCUUGAGCAUUGCAAUGUACUGAGGGUUGUUGAGCAUAGGCAAGAGUGUAUCACGUAGAGGAUCGUCCACAGGAACCUGGAUGUCAUAGAUCGUAGGCUGGGGAUCCUUGUGAAACUCCUGGUCAACUCGGAUAGUGUAUGGCAAGCAAAUUGGCUCGAGAGGUCGCAGGUGUUGCUGAACAUAGUCGUUGAGCAAAGGGAUGUGUCCGAUGUCGCCUUGCCUUAUAACCUGUGGGAAUCGUCAGAGCUAUGUCAAUAUCAACAUAGGUAUACACAUAGACCAACCUUCUUGAGAGGCUCAUUGCACCGGAAAUUGCGCUUCUCCUC
Molecule: messenger RNA, 2551 nt
Organism: Fusarium odoratissimum NRRL 54006
Lineage: Eukaryota; Fungi; Ascomycota; Sordariomycetes; Hypocreales; Nectriaceae
Product: calcium binding protein 39
Exons: 3
Coding region: 558-1532 (324 amino acids)
Biological process (GO): intracellular signal transduction
Molecular function (GO): protein serine/threonine kinase activator activity
Source: RefSeq, a predicted model, not a curated record